UUGUAAUUAUCCUCGCGUGUAUUUGCAAGUUGUUAAGCAGAAGGCUGUACUUUUUUAAGCCCGCCUGUUUUGCCAUGCUUAGACAACCUGUGCCUACCAAUUCCCGAUGGACCAUCUACACAACCAAUCCAGCCAAGGGCGAGCCUCUCAAAAGCGCGCCCGUGUCUUCGUCUUCGACUGUUUACACCAGAGCUUCGGCAGAGAAACAGACAGAUCCAGCUAAGCAAGAGAUCCCAGGCGUCAUCUCGCACCUUACGCAGUUCAAGCACCUGCUGUGUGGCCCCUGCAAGAGCGUCGUCCCGUAUAAAACGCUCUAUCAUCAUCUCCGCCAUCAUCACAAUAUCCGCCACGCGUUUUGCAAGGCCAUCGUCUCUAAGUACGAGAACGUGUCUGUGUCCCAGACCGAUGCCGAUGUCACGCCUCUCUCAGCUGGAACACCUCCGUUAGACUGCCUACCGCCGCCAGAGCUGGGAUAUUUCUGCCCACGCUGCGAUUACACAACCGUCAAUUGGGACUCGCUCCUGCACCACUUCCGAAAGACACAAUGCGACAGAGGACGUAGGACCCGUGAUGAUCUUUCAUGCUUCCUUCAGAGGUGGGUGUCUGUUCGAAAGAACGUGGGGAGAGCGUGGCGCGUAGAUACCACUAUACCUGUCACGCAACGCGAGACGGAUGUUGCGCUUAGUUGUGACCAGUCUCUUGUCGACGAUCCUGCCACCAUCGCUCUCCUGCGGAUGGAGGCUGAGGAAGAAGCCAGGCUCCUGCGAGAGGAGCAAGAGUCCAUGGCUCUAAGCAAUGAACUUGAGCAUGACGAGAGGACUGACUGGCUGCGUGGCUGUGGCUGGCCGCGCUGGUUUGCCCACAAACCGCUCUAUCUGAUCGUUGCGACUGCGAGGUUGCCAGCCUCCGCCGGUGAAGGGGUUCGCCUCGGUACCUGGAACUGCAUGGAAUGGAUCCACUGUGCAUCUGCCGAAAUGAGACUUCGAAAGCUACUGGGAGUAGUUGCUCUUGUGAUGGAUUGAUGCGAGGAGACGC
Boeremia exigua is the source of this 1035-nucleotide messenger RNA. RefSeq lists its product as uncharacterized. The transcript is spliced from 2 exons. NCBI's taxonomy places the organism in Eukaryota, Fungi, Ascomycota, Dothideomycetes, Pleosporales, Didymellaceae. Bases 75 to 1022 code for a protein of 315 amino acids. The record is from RefSeq and is a predicted model, not a curated record.